Messenger RNA from Halteromyces radiatus, 483 nucleotides. Its product is annotated as cytochrome b5-like heme/steroid binding domain-containing protein. Gene Ontology annotation, molecular function: heme binding. The record is from RefSeq and is a predicted model, not a curated record. NCBI's taxonomy places the organism in Eukaryota, Fungi, Mucoromycota, Mucoromycetes, Mucorales, Cunninghamellaceae. The coding region runs from base 1 to 483 and encodes 160 amino acids. The transcript is spliced from 3 exons.
AUGUUAACAAUACUGCGCUCUUUUUUCUUCUUUCUUAUUCUUUUUUCUUUUGUAGAUACCUCAUUAAACGUACCUUCCCUCGGUGUUCCUGAAUUCCCAGCCAGAGAUGGUCCUCAACGACUUGCUGCUGCUGCUAUACCUCGACGUCGACAAAAAGUUCAGUUAGAGCCAGGACAUUCUCCUUUAGAUUGGGCUCGUUUGAAAUCUUCUGGACAAGAUUUGAGAGGUGUUCCUCAACUGGCAAGAUAUACUUUGGACGACUUGAAACAACAUAAAUCUAUGGACGACGCUUGGACAGCAAUUCAAGGCAAAAUAUACAACAUUACUCCUUAUAUGCAUUUUCAUCCUGGAGGUGUCAAGGACUUGAUGCGGAUUGCUGGUAGAGAUGGAACAAAACUAUUCAUGCUUACACAUUCUUGGGUAAAUGUCGAAUUCAUGUUAGAUGCCUGCUUGGUGGGAUUUUUGAUUCCUGGAGGUAACUAA